Molecule: messenger RNA, 1341 nt
Organism: Danio rerio (zebrafish)
Lineage: Eukaryota; Metazoa; Chordata; Actinopteri; Cypriniformes; Danionidae
Gene: gja13.1
Product: gap junction protein alpha 13.1
Biological process (GO): cell communication; transmembrane transport
Cellular component (GO): plasma membrane; connexin complex; gap junction
Source: RefSeq, marked validated
GGUUCAACUUUUCUCGUCGAUCACUUGGUAUGCGGCUUAGUUUCUAAUAGGUGCAGCUCGCUAAAGUAAAAAAAAAUCUGAGCAUCAGAAAACAUGGGAGACUGGGGAUUUCUCUCAUCGUUAUUAGACAAAGUACAGUCUCACUCCACCGUUGUUGGCAAAAUAUGGAUGAGCGUGCUUUUCAUCUUUCGGAUCCUGGUGUUGGGAGCAGCGGCGGAGAGCGUUUGGGGUGACGAACAAUCAAGUUUGGUUUGCAACACCUUGCAACCUGGUUGUGAAAACGUGUGCUACGACUGGCAGUUCCCCAUCUCACACAUCCGCUUCUGGGUCCUGCAGAUCAUAUUUGUCUCCACUCCGACUUUGGUGUACCUCGGCCAUGCGGUGCAGGUCAUUCACAAUGAGAACAAACUUAGGGAGAAGAAAAAAAUCCUUGGUGAUGGCCACAUGUUGAAGGAACCCAAAUACACCGACAGCCAAGGCCACGUCAAGAUUAAAGGAAACCUCCUCGGCAGCUAUCUAACGCAGUUGUUUUUUAAAAUCAUCCUUGAAAUCGCGUUCAUUGUUGGACAGUAUUAUUUAUACGGCUUUAUUAUGGUCGCCAAGUUUACAUGCUCCCGUUCCCCUUGCCCUUACACUGUUGAAUGUUUCAUGUCCCGUCCCACCGAAAAGACCAUCUUCAUUAUAUUUAUGCUAGCGGUGGCCUGCGUAUCUCUGUUACUGAAUGUCAUAGAGGUGUUUUACCUGCUGUUCACCAGAGUGGGAUGUCGGAAGAGACGAUCACAUACUGUUACUACGGCUAAAAACCCGGCCAGUUUGUCUUCCUCCUGGCAGAUGAACUCUGAAGACGCUCUGAAGCAAAACAAACUCAACAAGCAGUUUGAGAGCGGACAGAGCCUUGGAGGAAGCCUGGAUGGGGCGAAAGAAGACAUGCAAUUGAUGGAAGAUCACUAGAUGUUGACUCAGAAACAUCUUUAUAAUUAAAUUUUGCGUUGUUCAGUAUUUAGUCAGUUGACUAUUGUAUGAUACUUAUCAAAUGGAUUGUGUUUAAUUAUUGCAUGAUCAUUUCGUGCACAAUGCAUGUGGUAAUUGGAUAGUUUUGAUAAACUAUGGCACAAAAAAAAACACUCAUUGCUGUAUGAUUGUAAAUACUGCCUGUAAAUAUAUGUAUUAAGAGUAAGCAAACUCUAAGAGUAAGCAUCUUUUGCUUAAUUUUCACUGCCUGUCUUUUUUCUCGUUACAAAAUAUAAAUUUAUAGCAAUGUGUGUUCUGAAUGUAAAUGUAAUGUUCAGAGAACAAUAACAAUUUCUUUGUUUGAAAUAAAACUUAAAAAUGAAUUAAAAC